Exophiala mesophila is the source of this 1009-nucleotide messenger RNA. Its product is annotated as V-type proton ATPase proteolipid subunit 2, variant. Gene Ontology annotation, biological process: proton transmembrane transport. Gene Ontology annotation, molecular function: proton-transporting ATPase activity, rotational mechanism. The transcript is spliced from 4 exons. The coding region runs from base 309 to 725 and encodes 138 amino acids. Gene Ontology annotation, cellular component: proton-transporting V-type ATPase, V0 domain. The record is from RefSeq and is a predicted model, not a curated record. NCBI's taxonomy places the organism in Eukaryota, Fungi, Ascomycota, Eurotiomycetes, Chaetothyriales, Herpotrichiellaceae.
CUAAGUUUGCGCAGGCACAUCAUCAUUUCUCCGCUAACUGCGCAGCUCAACGAUAGCUUCCUUCGUGUUGCGCACUCGACAACGACACCAUCGCCGACCAACACCGCGUCCAUAUCUCAGCUUCACGCCCUCCUCCUCGACGUGCCCUUCCCAAUUCACUCAACCUUACAGACACUAUGUCAACGGUCUUUGAAAGCCCGGGGAGCGAAUACACCCCCAAGUUCGCUCCCUUUUUCGGCAUGGUAAGUUACCUGUAGCGUCCUCGAUCAAUCCUCACUAAUCAUGGGCAGGCUGGAAUAGCUUCUGCAAUGAUCUUCGGCUGCAUUGGAGCAGCAUAUGGCACAGCUAAAUCAGGAAUCGGAAUUGCCAACGUGGGAACCUACAGGCCUGAUUUGAUAAUGAAGUCUCUUAUCCCUGUCGUCAUGUCUGGUAUCAUCGCCGUGUACGCUUUAGUGAUUGCAGUCCUAAUCGCCAGCGACAUUGGCCCCCCACCGCAACAGAAUUACAGCCUAUUUACUGGUUUCAUGCAUCUAGCAAGCGGCCUCAGCGUUGGACUAUCCGGGCUGGCAGCUGGCUACGCCAUCGGGGUUGUGGGAGAUAUGGGUGUUCGAUGCUAUCUACAACAAUCUCGAAUCUUUGUUGGCAUGGUGCUGAUACUCAUCUUCGGCGAAGUCCUCGGCUUGUACGGCUUAAUCGUUGGCUUGAUCCUGCACUCCAAGUCGUGAACUACCGAUUGGUUGUGUUUAUGAGGCGGAUUUUACUGGCGGGCAGACAAGACUACCAUGUGGGCAACCGUACAGCGGUUGGCCUCGUACGAUAGAGUGUAGAUCACGAUAAAGGGAAGACGGCACAAAUGACGAUCAUCGAUUCUUCGUCAAAUUCUGAUUGUUUGUUAUACGUCCAAAUCCAACGUUCACUGUAAGAACCUGCCCACAUUUCCACCCACGUGGUCCAGGUCAAGCAAGAAGGUGUCGUGACCGAAUAAGCUCAAGUCUUCGCCCAAUUCAAC